Molecule: messenger RNA, 2895 nt
Organism: Volvox carteri f. nagariensis
Lineage: Eukaryota; Viridiplantae; Chlorophyta; Chlorophyceae; Chlamydomonadales; Volvocaceae
Exons: 12
Coding region: 199-2895 (898 amino acids)
Biological process (GO): response to UV; replication fork processing; mitochondrial DNA replication
Cellular component (GO): nucleus; mitochondrial matrix
Molecular function (GO): DNA-directed DNA polymerase activity; chromatin binding
Source: RefSeq, a predicted model, not a curated record
GGGAAAUUAUAUGUAUUAUGAUUUAUACACUCGUAUGAGCCGACGUCAACUGCAGGUUACACUAGAACGCUUGCAGACUUUCACUGGUUAAUACGCCGAGACCCAGUAGGUGUAGCAUAUAAUCAGCCUGUAAUAUCAUUGUUGUAAAGAGGUCUUCCGUUUCGUUAGGACGCCAACCUUUGGUCGAGCGGUGUCGCCAUGAUGUUCAAUACGUCGAGCAUGACGCGGGCAAGUACAUGUCGGGCUCGAAAAUGGAAAAUUGAGGCGGUAGCAGCUCCACUGAAUGCGGCUAAGGGAUCCUCCAACGGGAGCGGUACGCGUCGUGUGUUAAACGUCCAGACGACACUGGAGGACAUCAACAAGGCGCUAGCAGCCUGCAUCAAACAGGCUGGCGAUGCAAGCUCUUUUGACAAGAUUAACAAGUUGGCAACCUCAAUGCAGUCGAAGUCCACUUCCUUACUUCCAAAGAAGCCAGCUGAUUACGAGGAGUUCAUACGCAAACUUGCGGACCAGCAGCGGUCGACUCCUUAUAGAUGCUCGGAUGGCCCGCAAGAUAAGGGGCUAUUGCAAACUGGACAUCUGAAAAGGCCGAAUGAAUUCCUUUGCGAUAUCGGCACAGCAGCUCGGAAAAGGCAUGGUAAUCCCCGCAUUAAGCCAGAGAGCGCCUUCUACGAUAAGCGUACUGCUGUAAGUGGUUUCUCAAGUAAGACAGUGCCAAAUGAGGAACUCCGCUGCGACGCAAGCCGCGCGCCACGAGCUGAUGCUCCAGCGGCUGCCUCACCUGAUCCGGAGCUGUUACUGCGAGAUGACUGUGCCAAGGAUGCGUCAGCUGUCGCCAGCCGAACAGAGAUGCUGCGGGGAAAUGACGCGCAAACAGCUAUCCGUAGCGAUACAUGCAGUCCUCGCCAACCGUUGUGGAUGGAGGCCUCUGCACCGAGGGCAGAAUUCAAGCUGCAGCAACAGGCUUUCGAGUUUCUGGAUCAGCAGCGUGCGCAAUGGUUACAGCACCUACGUGUUUUCGGCAAGGAGCUGAGCGGGGAUGGCAAACGCCGCUUCUUGGUUACCACACCCGCCCGGCUAUGGGUAGAGGACGUGGAACUGGCUGAGCCGGGCAGCUGCCACCUUUAUGAAAUCCUUCGAGAGGGGUCUCCCUGCCACCUGUACUUUGAUCUGGAGUUUGUGCCGGAGUUCAACCCUGGCGUGUGCGGCGACUUGCUGGUUGACCUCCUGGUAGAUCUGGUGGCGGAGGAGCUGCUCGCAGCGUUUGGCAUUCAGAUGCCGCUGCAGGAUAGCCGUCACUGGAGGGGACUGGAGCAGCAGCAGCGGCAGCAGCAGCCAGAAGAGCUGGAGCCGCGCAGCGAUGGCAGCUGCCCAUGGGUGUGGGAGCUGUGCAGCACCACAGCUGCUAAAUUCUCCCGUCACCUGGUUAUCCGGAUUCCUCACUGUGCAUUCAAGGACAACUUCCAUGUGAACGCCUUCGUCCGCCGCCUGUUUGACCGGAUAGCGGCGGAUCCGGUGCGCUUUGGGGCUUUCUUUGUCCGGCGCUCUGCUGAUGAGGACGGUCCCCGAACGUUGUUUAUUGAUCCUGCUGUCUACACGCGGAACAGGGCCUUUCGUCUCUACCUAAGCUCGAAGGCCGGUAAAACCGCGGUACUGAGAGCAACGAGCCGCUAUGCAGUCGCGGCUCUACUGCGACAGCGCGGCAUUGCAUUCCAGGAAGGCGGCGCCACCGCCACCGCAGCUCACGCGAGGCCUUCCAGCCAGGAGCCGGCCUCAGCGCCGCAACCCACCGGCAGUGCCCCAGUCGAUCCAUUACAGCGGGUCCUAGCGGUGCCGCGGCCACAAGCGGCGGAGCGGGCCACCUGCAGUGAGGGCCCAGCCGACAGCCCUGCUACCGACCACCACAAAGAGGCUGCAGACCGCAUGGUGGCAUCUGGGCCGGCCAGCAGAGCGCCACCGCCCGCCGCGGCGGCACAGCCGCCUGACGUCGCGACCUGCGGGGGCCGCGGGGGCUUGCUGCUACCGCCGCGUGUUGAGCGGGCGGUCGCGAAGGACAUCUUCAUGGCCAGCCUGGUCACCGGAAUGAGCCGGGUGGACCGGGUCCUGACCUUGUACGAUGACUUUGGCGGCGGUGGAGCCGGGGGCGCGGGUGCCACAGCGUUGGCGGGGUUCCACGCAGCGCGGCCGAGCUACCUCGGCAUUCCGCGCCUGCCGUUGCCAGCAGGCGGUGGUGGAGCCCCAGCGCCCAGCCUGCAGCCCCACGGCUCCGGUGCUAGCAUCGGCCCGCACCAGCUACCCGGCGUGGCCGCAAUACCUCUCCAAUACGGGCCCUCUCCCUUCCCGUGUGUGGAUGAGUUCAUUGAGUCAGUCUGUUGUGAGGGUGGCGUUCAGGGCCGAGUCCGCUGCUGGCAAUACCUGGCCGGUAGCGGCAUCUUGCUCCUGUCCAUGCGCAACAACCGCUGGUGCGCCAACGUGGGCAGACCGCACCGCUCCAACGUUGACCUACGGGGCGGCACAUGGUGUCAGCGCUGCUACGACCCCGAGUGCCGGGACUUCCGGUCAGCACGUAUGCCUCUGCCCAUUCAUCUGUGGGAGGAGUGCAGGCACCGUGCCGCUGGACAACAGCAGCAGCACGAGCAGGGAAAGCCGCAUGCGCCGCCAUUUUACGAUAAAGCACCAGAUGGUCCACAUUGGCAGAAGGAACAGCGGGCUCAUGGCCAGCAGCAAGGUCGGGCAGAAGGGGAACAUGCUGCUGCAGAGGGCUUCACGGCACCCGCGACCGGAGUGAAUAAUACGUGCAGCAAGGACGACGACGAUCCCGAUUAUGACUUGCUGUGCGUGCAAGCGCUUGAGAGGCUUGAGGAGCAGAUAAUGGCAUUGAAUGGUGCGGUCUAG